Molecule: messenger RNA, 1980 nt
Organism: Arthroderma uncinatum
Lineage: Eukaryota; Fungi; Ascomycota; Eurotiomycetes; Onygenales; Arthrodermataceae
Product: exocyst complex component exo84
Exons: 3
Coding region: 1-1980 (659 amino acids)
Biological process (GO): Golgi to plasma membrane transport; exocytosis; intracellular protein localization
Cellular component (GO): exocyst
Source: RefSeq, a predicted model, not a curated record
AUGGAUGUCAAGGGUCUCACGCUUCGGAGCAAGGCCUCGCGCCGUCGCCCCAAGAUCAGUGCUCCGCAGCCUAUCCCUAGCCACAACGCUGCAGCGCCUCCAGGAAGACCCCCGGAAGCAAGGCACCAGGCACAACCCAGUGGUGCUACUUCGGAUCUGGUCAAACGACGAUAUUCUGCAAAGUUCAAUACGCUCCCGGGCCUGGACUCAGAUGCUCCUCCGGUCCCCAUCCUCCCCAGCGGGCCCGUCGAACCCUUUGCGCCUGAUAGGGAGCCCGCGCCAUCUGGCGGUGCGCAGCCGAUUCGCGUGGAUGCAAAUGCGUUGAGGAACCCAAACUUGCCGAUUGAAAGCUACGUGACCGGGCUCUUAGAACAUGCCUCGGAGCAGGAUAUACGAGACUAUCAAAGUGACCUGCGGAAGCUAAAGAGCAAAACCUCCUCCGAUCUACAGCAGAGCGUAUACCAGAACCGCACCCAGUUCAUCAAGAUCAGUAAAGAAGCUGAGAAGCUGAGAGAGGAGAUGAGCACCCUGCGCGGUUUGAUGUCGGAGCUCACUACUACUCUUGGUCAGGCGAAUGCAACUAAUGGAGCAGGUGGCGCACAGCCCGGGUUCGAGGAUGCGCCGACAAGGAGGCAUGCACAUCGCAGCUCCAUCGCCAAUCUAGAGAGCAUGUGGAAUACCCAGUUGCAGCAGCUAUGGAAAAGCGUUGAACGGUCUCAGAAGUUCCUUCCGGCAAUACCUGGGCGUCAUAUAGUCAUGGAGUCGAGCCAAUGGGUUGAGCUUGACUCGGCAACAUGGAAACCAAAACGCCCAGUUCAUAUCGUCCUCCUCAAUGACCAUCUGCUCAUCGCUGCGAAGAAACGAAAGCGCGUUGAUCCCAAUACGUCGAAUGGGAAAUCCGUUGCCGCACCAACUAAGCUGGUAGCAGAGGAAUGCUGGCCGUUACAGGAUAUUGACAUGAUUGACCUUGGCUCUGGUUUAAACUCUGGUGAAGAUAUGGAUGAACGUGGCGUGCCGAACGCGGUUAACAUUCGAUACGGCCAGAGCUCGUUCACCUAUCGUCAGGACCAGCGGAACAACAAGCUCAAAAAUGAGCUUGUAAUGACAUUCCGUAAGACCCUGGAGGAGCUACGUAAAACCCUAAAAUCGGAAGCAGAAGUUGCUUCAAAAUCUCGGGGCGCAUUAAUAAACAGUAGUCGACCUGCUUCUCGUCGACACUCUGAAUUUCUUGAUAAUAUGGACCCACGCGAUAAACUGGAGGUGUUGAUUGAUGUCGACGGGAAGCAACAGAAUAUGAGAUGGGUGGAAGGGCAGCUUGACGAACUCGAUAUCGACAUUGCCAUACAGGUAUUUGAAACUGCAGUUUCCCGGGUUGAGAAGCUCCGAAAGCUCGCCAAGGGCCUGAAGGGGAACCAAACCGCUCAAGAUGCUAUUAAUUCCGGCGUGGAUGCAAGGGCCAACAAACUCGCUGAAAUCCUCCUCCGCGCCCUUGUUGAUACCAACUCGUUCAUGAACGCUACCAAGACGAACGUUAUCUGGUUGACUCGGCUUGGUUAUGAUGAUCGAGCUCGGGAGGCUUAUCUAAAUGCGAGAAGUCAGAUUAUAACUAAACGCGCCAGGCACUGCGUCUUCGAGGGCGACUUACUACUUUACAUAUUUCAAAUAUCAUUUGUGUACUUCACCAUGAUGAAAAACACUAUCGCCAUUUACCAACAAUGUUUCCCUUCCCAGAUGUCUAGUGCUAGCAUUAAAUGGGGGAAAGAUCAUUUGGAUGACUUCAACGCCACGCUAAGCCGCCAGCUUAGCAGCGUCGAGCCUAGUAAUCCUGUGUGGGGGAAAUGCAUGGAAAUAGUAUAUCAACAUGCGGAUUCACUUUCCGAGGUUGGAGUGGAUUUCAAAGACAUGAUUCGUGUCGAGAGCCUUAUCGUCAGAUCUCCUGAUGCCACUCCGGCAGAGUCGAGAACGCCGGUAUCUAUGUGA